AUGUCGACGAGAACUAGUUUUUCCCAAUUCGAAAUAAUGGUGGACUAUAUGGAGAGAAAUGGAGACCUCAAUAAGCCUGCUGGUGGACCUUACGGCAGGCUUAGUGCCAUUACAAAGUGGGAAGAACUAACGAUGGCCCUAAAUUUAGACACAACGGGCCAGUCAAAGCCGAUGGAUAAGUGGAAAAAGAAUGAUUCAGCACUUGCCUCUGAACCAUUAGAGUUAGAGGUGCCACCACCCUUUCUGCGGCCACGGUCACCCACACCGACCCGCUCAACUAUCCAGGUAGACAUGCUGGAUGAAUUAAUGAGGCCAGGUGGAAGCGGCCAGUCUACCCCAUUUCCCACGGAAAUAGUGGAGGUGACGACUGCGUCGCCCACCACCAGCCACGUCCAACAGACGGGAUCUCCGGCACGGCCAAGAGCCCGGCGUAUUAUACCCGGGCACCGCGCUACACCGGAUCGCCGCCGGCGCCCUCGAGUUCGCCCACACUCGGCACAUGCAGAUGCUGCCCAAAAUUUCAUCCAUUCGGAUAAUCUCUGGAGAGAUUUGGCGACAAAGUUUGUCACUGAGAGUCUGCGGCAGCGUGAAGCUGAAUUACAAAUGCAAGCUCAGUGGCAAACUUUGUUCGCUAAAUAUCUAGAGCUACUAGAUAAAAAAAAAAAAAUAAUUUUAAUGCAGUAG
Molecule: messenger RNA, 684 nt
Organism: Spodoptera littoralis (African cotton leafworm)
Lineage: Eukaryota; Metazoa; Arthropoda; Insecta; Lepidoptera; Noctuidae
Source: the annotation of a GenBank genome assembly